GCACAGUUGUUUGCUGUCGGUGAGAAUGAGUGAUCGCAAUCGGAGGCUUUUCACAGAAGACUUUUUAGGUUGCAUUCCUAUUAUGACGCUUUUCCCAUGAAAUCCUAAUCCCUGCGAGGAAGGUAUGUGCGCAUACACAUAAAUGUACAAAAAUAAGUUCUUUAUCGCCUCUGUCAUCGCAUCUUCGACAAAUCCGGCUCCACGCGGUUGAAAAUCCAUGAAAUAAUAAAAAUAGAAGCAAUAAUAGCAAUAACAGAGCAAAUCUAAAGAUGAAGAUGGAGGCAGAAAUAGGGUCGGACUGGGUGACCCUGAACUUGCAGGAUUCCUGAAAGGGCAAGGAGUCCACCAUGUCACCCAUAAAGAGUGAGUUCAAUAAGGGAGACGACCAUUCACUAACAAUCUCACCGAGCCUUGACUUCCUUUCACACUUCCUGGAUUCCCGUCCUUCCAGCAGAAGGAAAGGUAACGGUGGUCCAAUUCCUUGACCCCGUGUACUUAAGUCCCUGUCUCACCUUGAGCCAGUCUCAGUCUCAUUGUGACACCUUCGCCUUCUUCAUCUCACAAACCAGACCGAUAUCAUUUUUCAGCCGUCAUGGGGAAAUUUGACACACUCAGGAUCCUCCUUCGCAUUGGCCUCUCUCUGCUGCUCCUAAAUUCUGUUAGUGCAGGUGAGGAACUUGAGACGACGAAUGGGGACAAUUUCGUUCCAAACGACGGCGUCAUAUUUACCGAACCCUCGGUCGAAAUUCCCCCGUCAUCUCCCCACACGACGGAUAACAUUACACACGUGGAUAGCUCAUCCCCACCACCUGCACCACAACCUGAUCCACUACUUGGCACUCCAACAACACCCACCCCACGACCAAAGGUACCCCCCUCCUUUCAAAGGUACAUCGACGAACUCCACAGGAGCAUGCUCAACACCAACGGGGUCAAACGCGACACGUCCCUGCCAGAUGUGACGACAACUGCAGUGCCAACGACGUCAACUGAGCCCAGCACACCCAGCAGCACCGUGGUGGUCACCACACCACUUUCACCAACCCCACAGCCCACGCUCCCACCAAACAUGCCUUUUCUGAACGACAUAUCCUCCAUCAUUCGGGAUAUCGAGAAAAAGCAGAGGGAGGUUCACCCCAAACUCUACAUCAUCCCUCAACGCCUCGCUCACAAACCCAACACGGCAACCACUGGGGAGUUGUUUAGGGGAGGUAACAAAGCUCCUGGGACCGUUACCAACCCGGCAAUGCCAUCGCCAAGUACAAACGCAGGAGGAGGAGCAGGUGAACCUCAUAAUAAUCAUUACAGUGGCCGCUGGUUUUGGAAUUGGUUCGGAAUGGGGAACAGCAAAGCUGAGGGGGGUUCAUCCUUCCUGCCUCAAGCCACUGGGCCCACUCUGCCCCCCACCACUCAACCACCCACGGAGUUGGACGAAUUCGGCGUCAGAAUUAUUCUUAAGCCUGCCCAGCACCCUGCCCCAGGUCAAGGCUACUACGAGUGCCCCUUCAUGAGAAGGUCCUCCCUAAAACCCCUCCCAUGAUUUCGCUCCUCCAUAAUGACGCACGAGAAGGUGAAUUUUUGUGUACAUAUAUAAAUAGAAAACAUGAGACUGGUUUUCAUUAUAAUUAGGCCGCAUUAAUUUAUUAGACUUUAAUAUUUA
Folsomia candida is the source of this 1660-nucleotide messenger RNA. Its product is annotated as proline-rich receptor-like protein kinase PERK8. Lineage: Eukaryota; Metazoa; Arthropoda; Collembola; Entomobryomorpha; Isotomidae. The coding region runs from base 593 to 1540 and encodes 315 amino acids. The record is from RefSeq and is a predicted model, not a curated record. The transcript has 3 exons.